UUGGAUAUUGGACCUGCUGUCUCUUGCACGAGUGCCACUUUUGAAAUGCAUCGCAAGUGGUAUGAAGUAGUUAAUUAUUUUCAGAAGAAUCUAUCAUGUUGGAAAUCAUCUAAAUACUAUCGAUUGACUAAAUGGACACUUGCAGGCGGAGCUAUCGGUGUUGGAAUUGUAGGCAUAGCUAUGCCUGUAUAUGCAUCAGACUUACAAGCUCAUCCUGCAAAACUACCUUGGAUACACAAUGGAAUAAUAUCUUGUUAUGAUCAUGCUGCAGUACGUCGCGGUUAUCAAGUGUACAAAGAAGUGUGUAGUGCUUGUCACUCUUUGAAGUAUGUUUACUAUCGACAUCUUGUCAAUGAAGUACUGACAGAAGAAGAAGCUAAAGCGGAUGCAGCUGAAAAUAUGUAUCCUGAUGGACCAGACGAUAAAGGACUUAUGUUUGAACGACCAGGUCGAUUGACUGAUCCACUUCCAUCUCCUUAUCCAAAUAGUGAAGCAGCACGUGCUGCUAAUAAUGGAGCAGCACCACCCGAUCUAACAUAUAUUGUUAAAGCUCGAGAAGGUUAUGAAGACUACAUAUUCCAUUUGCUUACAGGUUAUAUGGAUCCUCCACCAGGUCGUACAGUUCCAGAGGGUCAAUAUUAUAAUCCUUAUUUCCCUGGUGGAGGUAUAAGCAUGGCAAGAGUAUUGUAUGAUGAUUUAAUUGAAUAUGCUGAUGGAACACCUGCUACAACUAGUCAAAUGGCAAAAGAUGUUGUCACAUUUCUCUGUUGGACAUCAGAUCGUAAUCAUGAUGGACGUAAACGUGUUUUAUUUAAGACAGUAAUAGUGUUGGGUACAUUUGCAGUGAUAUUGGGAGCAUACAAACGGAAACGUUGGUCAGAUAUCAAAACUAGGAAGGUUAUAUACAAAAAUCGACCAAUUCCAAAGGAUGUUUAGUAACUUUUUUUCUUUAAUAGGAUCAAUACCAUGUCUUGUGUAUGUGCUUCCUUCAUUUGGUGCUGUUUGAUACUCCAUCUUUCUACCGUACUAGAAGUGCGCAAAUCGGUUUUUUAGAAUGUGGGCAUGUAUUGAUUAUUAGGAGUAAAUAUAUAUAGAUAUAUACAUAUAU
Schistosoma turkestanicum is the source of this 1108-nucleotide messenger RNA. The record is from the annotation of a GenBank genome assembly. Lineage: Eukaryota; Metazoa; Platyhelminthes; Trematoda; Strigeidida; Schistosomatidae.